Messenger RNA from Protopolystoma xenopodis, 957 nucleotides. The record is from the annotation of a GenBank genome assembly. NCBI's taxonomy places the organism in Eukaryota, Metazoa, Platyhelminthes, Monogenea, Polystomatidea, Polystomatidae.
AUGCCUCAUCGAGGCUGGACUCGAGGCAGUUCUGCCACGGUCGCUGUCUGCAAGAGGCAAAUCGUCGCGUCAACUGGUCGGUUGGUAGACAUUUUCGUCGAGUCCCGCACACAGUUGCGUCGUCCGGCCUACGCACAACCCCGUCGACUCGGGAAGCAGGAAUCCUGUUGUCGUCUCGUUUCGGCCUUUGAGAUGAAGCGCGAAAACCGGAUAGUGUCAAUAGUUGCCGAGGCUUGGCAGGCCACAUUUGCACAUUUUGAGUCGCUGGCGUCAGUCUGGUGGACAAUCGCCAAGCACCAGCGGCCAGAAGGACGGUGUCAUCUGCCUCACAAGCCUCUUUCACCCCAUCAAGUUGACAUGUCGUCUUUCGGUACUCCGGACAGCUGCACUCUCGGCCAGUGGUUGUGGUUGUGGCGGCAGUUUUCACGUCAACUCUGCACGUCUCAUUCCUGCAAGCCCGGGUUUGCGGGUGUGUCGAUGGAGGAAAAUCACACUUUUUUGUCAUUCACACCCUCUCAUCACAUCACACCCUGCCUUCAAAAUGGUACCGAUGGAGUCGGCACACAUGCAAUUGGGCCAACAAAACAUGAGACGUACACUGCCUUGACGGUCCAUGCUUCCGUAAGCAAAAGUGGCUAUGGGACUCGACUGUUUGUCAAAAAAGCCGUCGUCUCCGCGUCACCACGAGCCCAUCGGCACCACCGACGGGACUCGAAGCCGGGACGUUUGCAUCAGUCCGUCUUCCAACCUGGAGCGUGUGUUGUGGGCAGAAUAGUCAUUUUGAAAGUGUACCCGCGACAGCAUUUUUCCGCCCAACUUGACAAAGCCGAGCCACGGCUACAGGCUAAAUGGGGAGAGGUUAAAAGUGGUAAUUUCUGUAUGUGUGUGUGUGUGUGUGUGCGUUUGGGCUUUUGCAAGUCGGCGCUUGGAGCCCACGAGGAUCUGGCUCCUGCCUGA